GGAAUUCCUUUGAUUUUGUGCACAAUAUCAAUUAUCUUAUCCAUAUUUCUUACGGCAAUUGAUCAAACGGUUGUAAUAACUGCCUUGGCAGGAAUAGAGGAAGCUUUUGGUGGUGCUUCCCAAAUUGGGUGGUCAACAGCAGGUUAUGUACUUCCCAUGGCAGUGUUGGCACUUUUCUGGGGCCGUUUCGGUUUAGUAAUGGGAAGAAAGAGUUCUGUUUUAAUAUCCAUAUUCUUUUUCGAAGUUGGGUCUUUAAUAUGUGCCCUAUCUAAGUCUAUGGGCAUGUUUAUUGGUGGAAGAGUUAUUACAGGCAUUGGAGCCGGGGGUAUACAAACAAAUGUCUUCAUGAUAAGUUCAGAAAUCACGCCUCUAAAUCAAAGAGGUAUCAUAAUAGCCUUUGUGACUAUGUCCUUAAUUCCUGCUGCUGUCAUAGGACCGGUAAUAGGAGGUCUUUUUACUAGCUCCAAGACCUUGACUUGGCGUUGGUGUUUCUACAUAAACUUACCUUUUGGCGGGGUUGCUGCACUAUUUCUACUGCUACUUUAUAAACCUAAGAACGACAAGUCAAGGUUUAUUUGGAACUGGAACAAGACAAUAUUCAAAAGAUUGGUUAAUACAUUUGAUCUUGUAGGAGUUCUUCUAGUCGGGAUAUCUUUAGUUUUAUUUCUUGUUGGUUGUUCUUUAGGGGGUACUGGUUUAAAUGGUUUCAAUAAACCAGUUACGAUAUGUUUCACUAUAAUUGGAGGUGUACUUUUCCUUUGUUUCAUAUACUAUGAAUUCUAUUGCUACAAAGUCAACCAGGAAAUGCACUACUAUCCAAUGCUUCCUAAAGAAUUAAUUUUCAAGAGACAAGUCUUGGCUCCGGGACUCAUAAUGUUGUUGUCGAAUAUGGUAUUUAAUGGCUCGAGCAUUUACAUUUCAAUCUAUUUUGAAAAUCUAUUGGGUAACUCUCCUUCGAGAACUGGAGUUCAUCUUUUGCCAAUGAUAUUGCCUACCAUAUUAACUACUAUGAUUUCUGGGCUAAUUUGUAGCAAAGUCGGUAUUGUCAAACCUGUGUUAAUUUUUGGAUCUAUUUGCGGAGUCAUUAGCAGUGGAUUGAUUACUAUGCUUAAUUAUCAUUCUAGUGAUGGGGAAAAGAUAGGGUUUCUAUUUCUUGUUGGAUUUUCCUUUGGUUUCUUCAACCAAGCAAGUAUGAUUGCUGCUCAGCUAUCUGUAUCUGAAGAUCAAACAGAUUAUACAUUGAUAAUUACAUCAUUUACUGCUUUCAUGAGAUCUUUUGGAGCCUCAUUGGGUGGUAUAGUACUUACUUCAAUUUAUUCCAACACAGUCAAUAAGGAACUACAGAAGUAUCCCCAAUUUAGAGAGGAGACCGUUGACCAAAUCCUAAAAAAUGGAAGCUUGCAAGGAUUUGAUCAGCAUGAAGCCUCUAUCCUUAUCAAUGCAUUGUCGAUUGGGCUCAAAUGGGUUUUUCACUCAAUUCUCAUCUUAUCCGUCUCUUGUCUCUUCAUUUCCUUUACUACUUCCAACGCCAGGGUUCCUCAAAAGAAAAAGGAAGAUACUGAUAUCGUAGAAGCGUAA
Scheffersomyces stipitis CBS 6054 is the source of this 1578-nucleotide messenger RNA. RefSeq names its product MDR family MFS transporter (gene AZR3). The record is from RefSeq and is a predicted model, not a curated record. Gene Ontology annotation, cellular component: membrane. Gene Ontology annotation, biological process: transmembrane transport. The transcript has a single exon. Lineage: Eukaryota; Fungi; Ascomycota; Pichiomycetes; Serinales; Debaryomycetaceae. The annotation marks the transcript as partial. Gene Ontology annotation, molecular function: transmembrane transporter activity.